AUGGCGCGCCCAAUCGAGUAUAUCAGUAGCAUUGACGAUUCGAAGGAUUUGUGGAAGGUUGCUGUUAGAUGUAAGCAUCUGUGGUCUGUUACCAGUUCUCAGAAUAGAGAGCACUUAGAGCUUAUUCUGUUUGAUUCAAAGUUGGAUUUGAUUCAAGCCAUUGUGCCAUCUUAUUUGGUAUCAAAAUUCAAAACACAGCUUGAACUUGGUUGUUCCUACAUAAUGCAGAAUUUCAAAGUUUCCAGCAAUGAUUUCUCCUUCAAAUCCACUGAUCAUAAGUUCAAAUUGAUUUUCUGUGGUUCAACUUCCGUCAAAAAGGUCCAACUUGCUGACAUACCUCUGAACCACCUCAAGUUAAUUGGAAUAAAUGCUAUUAUUGAGGGUAAAUACAGAACGAAUUUGUUAUAUGAUAUAAUUGGUGGGGUUACUGAAAUAUCCCAAGCCCAGAUAAUUCCUGAUAACAACAAAAGCAAGGUUGUGUUUUCAUUAACUGAUCUGAGCAAACAUCAUGUGCAAUGUACUCUUUGGGGUAAAUUAGUUGUGCAACUGAAUGAGUAUUAUACGACUCAUAAGGCUGAUGGUAGUAUUGUUCUCCUACUUAUGAAUGCAAGGAUCAAGGAACCUCAAGGAAAUUAUCCUUUAAAUGUAUCAAAUGCUUGGAACGGCACAAAACUGUUCAUCAAUGAUUUGUCUAUUGAGGAGGUUAAAAACCUUAAAGAGAAACUUAAAGAUGAUCUGUCGACGCUCUCAUCCUCGAGCAUGCAAAUGGAAACCACAAAUACCUCUGUUUUUUCUGAUUUGGACAAAUUUGUAUGGAAAGCUGAAGUGUUGAGUCUGUCUGAUAUUGCAUAUCUGCAGACUGAAACUACAUGUGUGACUGUUGCGACUCUGGAGAAGUUUGAAUAUGGGCAGUCAGGAUGUCUCAAGCUUGAAGUGCUUGCCUCCGAUGGAAAGUUAAAAUACAAGUUCGUAUUUUGGGAUGUAGAUUGUGUAAAGUUGAUUGGGAAGUCCGCCCUUCAGAUGAAGUUGGAUUUGAUGGAGACUGGAGAUUUUGAUCCCCUUGAAUUCCCUUAUGAACUUGAUGUGAUGCUGAAGAAGGAGUUGGCUAUAAGAGCAGUGUUUCAACCAAACAAGGCCAGUCUUUCUGUAAUCGGAUUUAAGGCAGAUGAAGUGCUACGUACCAAAAUAAAGGAGAGGUUUAAAUGUGAAGAGCACACUUCAAAGAUUGUCGUCUCAACAGAUGACACUCGGGAUGAUAUGCAUACAGCAUCGUGUACUCCGACCAUCACCACCUCGGAAAAACAGUCUCAUGAUGAUCCACAAACAGUUUCAGAUCCGUUAUCAAUCACUGCAGAUUAUGACCCUUCAGUUGCCAACUCUGCACUUACACCGUCAAAAAGAUCUAUUCCUGAGACAGUUGAAGAACUCGACAGUGCCCAACUAUCGUCCACCAAGAUAAUAAGGGACAUCAAGCUGGAGAAAUGA
Molecule: messenger RNA, 1485 nt
Organism: Vicia faba (fava bean)
Lineage: Eukaryota; Viridiplantae; Streptophyta; Magnoliopsida; Fabales; Fabaceae
Source: the annotation of a GenBank genome assembly